Messenger RNA from Prosopis cineraria, 1735 nucleotides. RefSeq names its product protoheme IX farnesyltransferase, mitochondrial. NCBI's taxonomy places the organism in Eukaryota, Viridiplantae, Streptophyta, Magnoliopsida, Fabales, Fabaceae. Gene Ontology annotation, molecular function: protoheme IX farnesyltransferase activity. The record is from RefSeq and is a predicted model, not a curated record. Bases 88 to 1425 code for a protein of 445 amino acids. Gene Ontology annotation, biological process: heme biosynthetic process. Gene Ontology annotation, cellular component: mitochondrion; membrane. The transcript has 7 exons.
UGUUUUCACUGUUUCAAGCUUUCCUCGCAGGCUGGGUCUCCCCUGCCUCGUCGGCGAUUCCUCAUCUUCUUCCGCUUCCUCGGCGCGAUGAGGAGUUCUCUCCGCUUCUAUUCCAAGCUUCUCCAAUAUUCCUCCCAGAAUCUUAAUCCUCCCUCUUUAUGCACUGAUGGUGUUCUUCGUCUUUGUAUUCUCUCUCACUCUCAUCGUCUUCAUUCGUCGUCCUCUGUUCCCGAUUCCAAUUCCUUGAAACUCGGACUUACCAAAUCCGAUGGCAUUCCAGCUGUCUCUGCUUCCUCCUCUUCCACCGGUGCAGUCGAUCUCACAUCUCUAAUCUCAGCGUCGCCUUCUAAAGCCAGGGAAAUUGUUGACUUGACUCGCCACUAUAGUCGAUGCUAUUGGGAGCUUUCUAAAGCUCGUCUCAGCAUGCUUGUGGUUGCAACAUCUGGGACUGGAUUUGUCUUAGGUAGUAGCACUGCUGUUGACUUUCCUGCACUAUGUUGGACUUGCAUGGGUACCAUGAUGGUUGCAGCGUCUGCUAACUCAUUAAAUCAGGUGUUUGAGAUAAAUAAUGAUGCCAAAAUGAAGAGAACAAGUAAAAGGCCACUACCAUCAGGGCGCAUUUCAAUACCACAUGCAGUCAACUGGGCUUCAUUUGUUGGUUUAGCAGGCACGGCUCUGUUAGCAACAAAGGCUAAUAUGUUGGCUGCCGGGCUUGCAGCUUCCAACCUUGUUUUGUAUGCAUUUGUAUAUACUCCACUGAAGCAGAUUCAUCCCGUGAAUACUUGGGUGGGGGCUAUUGUUGGUGCUAUUCCACCACUUUUAGGAUGGGCAGCAGCUGCUGGUGAUGUUUCACUAAAUGCAUUAAUUCUUCCAGCAGCUUUGUAUUUUUGGCAGAUACCUCAUUUUAUGGCCCUUGCAUACAUGUGCCGCAGUGAUUAUGCUGCUGGAGGGUUUAAGAUGUACUCACUUGCUGACCCAUCUGGUCAGAGAACUGCAUCAGUGGCGUUGAGGAACUCUAUUUAUCUGAUCCCUUUGGGAUUCUUGGCAUAUGAUUGGGGUGUGACUUCUGGGUGGUUUUGUCUGGAGUCAUUAGUACUCACUGCUGCGAUAACGGCUUCAGCAUUUUCAUUCUGUCGAGAUCGUACCAAAGAAAAGGCCAGGAGAAUGUUUUAUGCCAGUCUCCUUUAUCUUCCCGUGUUCAUGUCAGGGCUUCUAAUUCACCGUGUUUCCAAUAACCAGCUCACGGCAGACAGUGCUGCAAAGUCUUCAUCUUCCAUGGAAACUUCAAUUCAGAAUGACGAAAAUUUUGCCAGAAAGACAAAGGAGAGACACAUGAAAGGAGCACCAGCGCGCCCACCUGUUGCAUAUGCCUCUGUCGCACCAUUUCCCUUCCUGCCGGCUCCUCUGUAUAACAGUUCUUCUUGACAUCUAUUAUUAUUGUUGAGUCUUCAUGUAACAAAAUUAAGCCAACAGUUUUUGGAAUUUUGUCACUUAUUAAAUUGAAUUUUUUGGCAUGGCUGCUCUAUUCAUUUCGAUUUUACGUUGCAUUAUGUCCUGCAUUGAGAAUAUGCAGGAUUUCUAGAAAUAAUUAGGAAUAGUUGUUUCCUGUAUGAUUAUGCCCUGAGAUCAGAUGCUUGGUUCAUGUCGUCAUUGCCAUGAUGAUGUCCCUGAUUUGUUAAUGAACUGUUAAGCCUGAUACUAUGAUUUAAGUACAAGAUUCCAGCUUCGCUUGUGA